UGUUACCGUUUAGAAAGACUAAAGGUCGUGGCAAUCUGGAUUCUACACUUGGACUGAAAUGUUGUCAGGAGUACUAACUGUGCUUUUCUUAUCUUUCUCUGUAUUUGGACUGCCCGGUUAUCGCUUGAAGAUACCUAACGGAAUCAACGUUCCCAACCCGUGUACCAAUGUUUUCGGAUUAUGGAACGGAGUGGGGCACAAUAUUGCAAAUGGAGGAGGCUCUCUAAAUCCGUUUGGCCAGGAUUUUAUGGACGCUAACUACACCUGGACUCAGGAGCUAUGUGGAAAAGACUCGGAUUCGGAUGGAAAAAUUAACGGACUUGAACUCGGAGACUUUAACUGUUCCUGGUUUGAAGGACAGCCUCCCAUGGGGGACCCCACAGGACAUCCAGGUAUAUGCGAGCCAAUGGACGAUCCUAAAUGUUUAAAAAUUAACGAAGCCGUUACAUGUUUGUGAGGUGUUAAUCAAAUUUUCUAUAAACUUUUAUUUUAUAUU
Saccostrea cuccullata (small rock oyster) is the source of this 496-nucleotide messenger RNA. RefSeq names its product temptin-like. The transcript is spliced from 3 exons. The record is from RefSeq and is a predicted model, not a curated record. The coding region runs from base 59 to 457 and encodes 132 amino acids. NCBI's taxonomy places the organism in Eukaryota, Metazoa, Mollusca, Bivalvia, Ostreida, Ostreidae.